CCUAUCUUUACUUGCUUUCUAUCACCAGAGACAUCCACACCCACCACCACCAUGGUCAAAGCAAUCCGAGUUCGUCAACACGGUGGCCCUGAAGUCUUGAAAUGGGAAGAUGUGGAAGUUGGAGAUCCGAAAGAAGGAGAGAUCCGGUUGAAGCAUAAAGCAAUUGGAAUUAAUUUCUUAGACGUUUAUAUGCGUAAAGGUCUGUAUGAAAGCUCCCCUCCUCUGCCAUUUAUUCCAGGUAUGGAGGGAGCCGGAGUUGUAACAGCAGUCGGUGCCGGAGUAACCACCUGCAAAGUCGGAGAUCUUGUGGCUUACGGUGUGUUGGACGUGGGUUCUUACUCCGAAGAGCGAAUACUUCCGGCAGAUCGAGCGGUGCCGGUUCCUUCUUACAUUGAUCCCGUUGUAGCAGCUUCCGUCAUCUUUAAGGGAUUAACUGCACAAGUGUUGGUCCGUCGUAGCUUUAAGGUUGAACGUGAGCAUACUGUUCUUGUCCACGCGGCUGCCGGUGGAGUCGGAUAUUUAGUUUGUCAGUGGGCAAGUUCCGUCGGAGCCACCGUCAUCGGAACUGUGUCGACCAAGGAGAAGGCUGUGCAGGCCAAAGAAGAUGGGUGUCAGCAUGUGAUUCUUUACAAAGAUGAGAACUUUGUGGAUCGUGUGAUGGAGAUAACUUCCGGCAAAGGGGUGGAUGUUGUCUACGAUUCCGUCGGCAAAGACACCUUUGAUGGAUCUUUGACCUGUUUAAAACCUCGUGGACUUAUGUGCCAUUUCGGAAUGGCAUCCGGUGAACCGGAGCCGAUAGCUUUUGCUAAACUUUCGAGCAAAUCGUUGUUCUAUACUUUUCCGGCACUGAAGGCGUACACCGAUGAUCGAGAGGAGUUGGUUGCAGCUGCUGAAGAGUUGUUUUCUUGUGUUGCAAAGGGAGUUUUGAGGGUUCGUGUGAAUCACAAGUAUCCUUUGAGUCAAGCUGUUCAAGCUCAUGUUGAUCUCGAGAGCCGAAAAACAACGGGUUCGGUUGUGCUCAUUCCAGACGAGGAGUAAACGUCUUAUAUGCUUUGUUUGAAUACCUUUCCAAGUGUGGUUGAAUUAAGCGAUGCUUAAUAAACUAGUCGAUAAUGUAAUGGUAAUUAAGUUAAUAAAUUAUUUGAAUUAAGCUCUUAAACU
Cynara cardunculus var. scolymus (artichoke) is the source of this 1161-nucleotide messenger RNA. RefSeq names its product quinone oxidoreductase-like. The record is from RefSeq and is a predicted model, not a curated record. Gene Ontology annotation, biological process: cellular response to oxidative stress. The coding region runs from base 52 to 1038 and encodes 328 amino acids. Lineage: Eukaryota; Viridiplantae; Streptophyta; Magnoliopsida; Asterales; Asteraceae. The transcript is spliced from 4 exons. Gene Ontology annotation, molecular function: quinone reductase (NADPH) activity. Gene Ontology annotation, cellular component: cytosol; cytoplasm.